GGUUCAAGUUUCCUGCUGAAUAUUUGGAGUUAUCUCAAUUCGGGGCGGAGAUUUUCUCUACGUUACCAGUUUAGUUUCAGUUGAGUCCACCACACGCUUUCCCUUCUCUUUCUCUUUCUCUCUCUAGGGUUUCACAGUUUGGGGCUUCUUCUCACAUGGUCCUGUUUUGUCCCCAAUCUGUUCGAUCUCCGGUUACAGCUCCUUCUCCUGUCUUGUUCCUGUUCCUCUUCCGGUUCCGGAUCUAGCCCCUCAGGUCAAACUGGGACUCAACCGAGGAGCCAAGUUCUGGAAAGACCGAAUCCGCCGAUUCACGAUGGAUGGGUCUUGGACUGCAGCUGUGAUGCGCCGAAUCCACGAGCGUGUAGUUGGGUCCAGCCGUGCAGCUCCCAUCUCCUCAUCCAGUGAUGUUUGGCUUCUCGGUGUGUGCUACAAUUUCGACGAGUCCGAGUCGUCUCCUUUGGCGUUCGAGCAGGAUUUCUCGUCGAGGAUCUUGAUGACGUAUAGGAGAGGAUUCGAUUUGAUAGAGGGUGGAGAUUCCAAGUUUACGAGUGAUGUGAAUUGGGGGUGUAUGAUUCGGAGCAGCCAGAUGCUUGUGGCGCAGGCAUUGCUUUUCCACAGGCUGGGAAGAUCUUGGAGGCGGCCUGUGGACAAGUCUUGCGGAUUGGAACAAGAGUAUGUUAAGAUCCUGCGGCUGUUUGGUGAUUCCGAAGCUGCGGUGUUCUCAAUUCAUAACUUGAUUCAGGCGGGCAAGGGUUAUAACCUUGCUGCAGGGUCGUGGGUUGGCCCUUAUGCCAUGUGCCGGUCUUGGGAGACUCUUGUGUGCAAGCAGAGGGAGGCUGAGGGGGCGGCAGAAGCGGCUCGGGAGCUUGAUGAUCAGCCACUGCCAAUGGCUGUUUACAUUGUUUCUGGAGACGAAAAUGGGGAGAGAGGCGGUGCUCCGGUUGUGUGUAUUGAAGAUGCAUCUAGACAUUGUUUGGAGUUCUCGAGAGGUCGAGUUGAUUGGACCCCGAUUCUUUUGCUGGUUCCUUUGGUUCUUGGACUCGAAGAACUCAAUCCCAGGUACAUUCCAUCCUUGCGAGCUACAUUUACCUUUCCUCAAAGUGUUGGCAUCAUGGGUGGCAAACCUGGUGUAUCCACUUACAUUAUUGGAGUGCAAGAUGAAAAUGCUAUUUACCUUGAUCCGCAUCAAGUUCAGCCUGUAAUCGAUUUGAGUAGGAAUGAUUCAGAGGUAGUUGAUAGUGAUGCUACUGCAUCUUACCACUGCAAUGUUAUACGCCACAUUCCUUUAGAUACGAUUGAUCCAUCCUUGGCGAUUGGAUUCUAUUGCCGUGACAAAGAUGAUUUUGAUGAUUUUUGUCUACGAGCUUCGAAACUGGCAGAUGAAUCAAAUGGUGCUCCACUGUUUACUGUGACAGCUGAGACACAAAAUGUGUCCAGGCCACCUAGCCAGAGUGGUGAGGGUUUGGGUGAUAAUGCUGGAGAUCAAAACAAUGAAGAUGUCGAUGCAGAUGGAAGCGCACAUGAAGAAGAUGAUUGGCAACUCCUUUGAAUUCAAAUGAAUAUGGGGUCUGGCAACCUUGUAUAUUAGUUAGGAAGCAUUAGGAAGGUGUUCUAUAAUCUUCUAAAUUGUCUAUUUCUUGCCCAUUGCAAUGAAUCCCUUUAGUUAUUUGAAUGUA
Fragaria vesca subsp. vesca is the source of this 1676-nucleotide messenger RNA. Its product is annotated as cysteine protease ATG4-like. The record is from RefSeq and is a predicted model, not a curated record. The transcript has a single exon. The coding region runs from base 314 to 1549 and encodes 411 amino acids. NCBI's taxonomy places the organism in Eukaryota, Viridiplantae, Streptophyta, Magnoliopsida, Rosales, Rosaceae. Gene Ontology annotation, molecular function: protein-phosphatidylethanolamide deconjugating activity.